Molecule: messenger RNA, 1556 nt
Organism: Mercenaria mercenaria
Lineage: Eukaryota; Metazoa; Mollusca; Bivalvia; Venerida; Veneridae
Exons: 2
Coding region: 200-790 (196 amino acids)
Source: RefSeq, a predicted model, not a curated record
AACUAAUGUACACGAAUGCAGCAAUGGUCAUUGUGUAUCGAAAGAAUACGCAUGCUCCAGUGACUUCGACGUGUGUGGUGACACCGAUUCUAAUUGUGCGGUUGAUGAAACGUCCGAUGAGGUCACGUCCGUAGCAGUAACGAUAUUCACUGUCAUUUCAGUCAUUACUUUCAUUUUGUUUACAAUAUUUGGAUUUUGUAUGGUGCAUAGGACCGGUCGAGGAGAUAGCGGAUGUGGAUGUCUCAGGGAAAUAUGCGUUUGUGUCUGUGAAAGUGCUGGACGAUGUUGUGAAGGAAUUGCGGACAUGUGUGCUAGCUGUUGCAGGUGUACACGAGAGAAAUGUAGUUCAUGUGGCGAGUCCAUAGACUCUUUUAAAACUUCAUGUGGUGAUCAUUGCGCAGAAUGUUGCCAAAGUAUAAGAAACAAAUGCUCCGGGUGUACCUUGUUUAGGGAAACGAAUAACCAUGACACCAAUAACGGCCCUACCUCUGACGCUUCUGGAUCACCUGGUGAUGCCAAUAUAGUGACGUCACAACCUACGUCAGUACAGGAGAACAAUGUAACUGCGGUACUCGCCAGCGACACUUCAUCGAGUUCCUCGGAUUCAGACUGGGAAAGUGAUGAUAAUGUCGCCUCUAACAAUCACGUGACACCAUCCCUCCUCCAAUACAGAACCUAUUUGUGGAAGAUCCGCCACCUUCCUAUGAUGAAGCUGUUGCACCUUCAUACAAGGACUACGUUGCAAACAAAGAACGAUAUGCAAAGCAUAAAAAUAAAAGAAAAAAAGUAAAGUACAUAUCUUAGACUAUCUGAAUAAUAAGUCUUAUUUUUAAACCGAUUUUCUACUCAUUAUUUUCACGCUAACUAAGUUUGAAACCUCGAACGGUCGGUCGGUGAAGCGUUCGGUUCGUUUGUUGCACCAUAAUUUUGGCGCGAUUACGCUUUAAAAGGAUUUCUUUGAAACUUCAUAAAUGUGAUCACCAGAAAGACUAGAAAAAUGCAAGGCGUGUUUUUUUCUGUGUCAGUUCGAGCAUUACGGAAUUAAUAGUCCCUUCACAGAGACAAAAUAACUUUUUAUGUCCACUGAGAAUACAUUUUUAUAUUUUUUUUUUUUAUCAUCUUUAGCAGCUCUUAUUAAGGAACUAAAAUGAACAUAAUACACAUGUUCACCAUAACGUGAUGAUAUACGUGAUUUUUUUUCUGGAUUGGUCUAAGCAAUGCAUAAUUUAGGACCCUUCUUUUUAGACCAAGUUUGUACAGUUGCAAUUAUAAAUAUACAGGAGUAUGUGGCACUACUUUUUUUCUAAUCCAGUCCAUAUCUAACUAUCAUUGAACCAAUACCUCUUUUAUAUAGGAUAGAUAUCGUAAAAUUAUGUCAGACCAUUAUAGUUUUGCUCACUGGUUUUAAGUCGGACCAAUAUCAUGUCUAGGUCCGAUAUCGAUUAGGUGUCAAACCGUCUAUCCGUAACUGGUGAUACUCUGUCUUUAACGCAGUUCACUUUUAUUGACAAAAAAUCAUCUUUGAAAUCUGCAUGUCAAACAGCUUACGUAUGUCU